This is a messenger RNA of Empidonax traillii (willow flycatcher), 2326 nucleotides long. RefSeq names its product solute carrier family 5 member 8 (gene SLC5A8). The record is from RefSeq and is a predicted model, not a curated record. Gene Ontology annotation, cellular component: membrane. The transcript is spliced from 15 exons. Lineage: Eukaryota; Metazoa; Chordata; Aves; Passeriformes; Tyrannidae. The coding region runs from base 54 to 1871 and encodes 605 amino acids. Gene Ontology annotation, biological process: propanoate transmembrane transport; sodium ion transport. Gene Ontology annotation, molecular function: organic acid:sodium symporter activity.
CUCUCUGAUUUUGGGGCAGAUCCUUAGCUCCAAGGGUGAAUCCAUCUGGUAGAAUGGCGAGCUUCACCGUCUGGGACUAUGUGGUCUUUGCGGCCAUGCUGCUGAUCUCAGCCGUCAUUGGGGUAUACUAUGCCUUCGUGGGAGGGGGGCAGAAGACAUCAAAGGACUUCCUCACGGCAGGCCGCAGCAUGAGUGCCCUCCCAGUUGCAUUGUCCCUCACUGCCAGCUUCAUGUCAGCCGUCACUGUGCUGGGCACCCCUGCCGAAAUCUAUCGCUAUGGUGCCAUCUUCUGCAUCUUUGCCAUCACCUACGGCCUGGUGGUGCUGUGCAGUGCCGAGAUCUUCCUGCCCGUCUUCUACAAGCUGGGCAUUACCAGCACCUAUGAGUAUUUAGAACUUCGAUUUAAUAAAUAUCUACGCCUCUGUGGAACAAUCCUCUUCAUUAUACAAACGACUUUAUACACUGGUAUUGUUAUUUAUGCUCCAGCUUUAGCACUAAAUCAAGUCACUGGCUUCGACUUGUGGGGUGCAGUGGUGGCGACUGGCGUGGUCUGCACUUUCUACUGCACGCUGGGCGGUCUGAAGGCAGUGGUGUGGACAGACGUUUUCCAGGUUGGAAUCAUGGUUGCUGGAUUUUCGUCUGUGAUUAUACGAGCUGUGGUGGUUCAGGAGGGAAUUGGACGCAUUGUAAAUGAUUCCUACCAUGGCGGAAGAUUAAACUUCUGGGACUUUGAUCCCAAUCCCUUGCAAAGGCACACCUUCUGGACGAUUAUUAUAGGUGGGACUUUCACGUGGACUGGUAUAUAUGGGGUCAACCAGUCUCAAGUCCAGAGAUACAUCGCAUGCAAAAGCAGAUUCCACGCAAAAUUGUCCCUCUACAUCAACCUGGUAGGACUCUGGGCAAUACUGGCCUGUGCCACGCUGUGUGGGCUGGCCCUCUACUCUGUCUACAAAGACUGCGACCCAUGGACGGCCAAGCAGGUGUCGGCACUCGACCAGCUAAUGCCAUACCUAGUGCUGGAUAUCCUGCACGAUUUUCCAGGAGUGCCAGGUCUUUUUGUGGCUAGUGCCUACAGUGGGACAUUAAGUACAGUGUCCUCCAGCAUCAAUGCUCUGGCUGCUGUGACUGUUGAAGACCUCAUUAAGCCGAACUUCAGAUCACUCUCUGAAAAGAAGUUGUCGUGGAUUUCCAUGGGGAUGAGCCUGUUUUACGGUGGAGUCUGCAUUGCUAUGGCUGCAGUGGCAUCUCUCCUGGGAGCCUUGUUGCAGGCAGCACUCAGCAUUUUUGGCAUGGUCGGUGGACCCCUUUUAGGACUGUUUGCCUUGGGAAUCCUCUUCUCCUUUGCAAAUGGAAUUGGUGCAUUUGUGGGUCUUGUCAGUGGCUUUGUCAUUUCACUUUGGGUUGGAAUUGGAUCUCAGAUUUAUCCUCCACUCCCAGAGAGGACCAAGCCACUCUAUCUCUCAACUGCAGGCUGUAAUAUAUCCUCAGGAAAUUUAACAUCAACAGAAAUUCCAUUAACAACAAUAUUCAGCACACCAAAUGCAGAGAGGCCUGCCCUGGCAGACACCUGGUAUUCCUUGUCUUACCUCUACUUCAGCACACUUGGGACACUUAUCACAGUAGUUGUGGGAAUAAUUGUCAGCCUUCUAACAGGAGGACUAAAGCAGAACACGGAUCGUAAAUUCCUGCUGACCAAAGAAGAUUUCCUGUCCAACUUUUCACGGUCUAAGUCAGGCACACCAGAGAAUAUGGAAGUGUUGAACUGUAAACCAUUUACCGUGACAGACGAAGGAACUGACAAUCCUGCUUUCAGCCACAUUGAAAUGGAUGUUGCAAGUGAUAAGAACAAAGUCAAUGGUCUUCAUAUGUGACACAAGGCUGCAUCAGCUCAUGAAGAUGGUUUUCUUCAUGUAAAGCACUGUUGACAUUCCUGUUCUGGGUCAGUUACCAGUUCUGCUUGGGUCCUGGGCCAGUAUCUGCAGAGCUUCAUGGCACCCUUGCCCUUGUAUGACCUUGACAUUAGUCAAGAAAGGAAUUAGGUCUUUCUUGCACUUUCUCAUUCUCUCUGUCUCACUUUGGAUCUUGGUGACAGGGCUUAAGAUGAUGUUUCUAUGUGAAAUAUUUGCCAGAUUUUCUCGAGCCUCCUGGAAAAUACCUGCUUUUAAUCUCAGUUCACCCUCAGAGUAAAUAUUUUAUUUGGGAAGAGUACUAUACCCCCAGAGAUGGCUGUUUUUCUUGUUUGUGUUUUUCUUUUUUCUUUUAAGGCAUUGAAAGUAUUAAGAGAUUAGGGUUGUGGGACUUUACCAGAUUUCAGAGAACAGGAGCU